AUGAACGCGGACAUCAGGUGGAGGGACAGCGCUUUUGGAAAUCUUGGAUCCCAAAAUCAAGACCUGAUUCUCCGGAGGGCAAGCCGGGCGUCAACAAGUCUUGCAUCGCCUGCGCGUAUUGGGAGCCGCGAGAGGACCGAGUGGGAGCGCCGCUCCACCAUGCUGAACUUCUCUGGCGGUUUGGACUAUUAUCAAUCCUUCCUCUCCAACCAAACAUGCGCUUCUCCUAUGGAGGUGCUUGAUCAAUCCGCCAAGAAAUACCAGAAGGCCAAGAGCGAGGGCCGUCUGACCAGCCUUGGAGACAGCAGUAGUGGCCCCUACAGCUCCAAGGUCAGCGGACUGACAAGACCAACCUGGAUGCCAGCCAUAGCAGACAUCUACCCCUUGGGCUCAUGGGCGCGCGAAUUCGUCAAUUUUCCCAAAAUUCAGACCUUGACAAUGAACUUCCACUGCUCGGAGAACUGGCGCGCCAAUUUUGAAGUCAUCAUAGAUUACGUCGUGGAGAUGUGGCGCUUUCCGCUGAACCCCCACCACGCCGGUUACUAUUACCUUGCCGCCGAGGGCAACCCAGUCCGCAAACUCUCAUGGCGCGGACAGAUGGAUCUGGUUGAGGUGGAUGAGGAGGAUUACUGGGAAGACAGUGACUCGGAGUCGGACGAGGACGUUGACCUUGUUGCUUUGGGGCCGAAAUCGAAACUGCCGGAGGAGAAGGAGAAUGAGGCUGAGGCAGACAAAGAUGGCGACGACGAGACCAACAAUGUUCAAGAUUAG
Molecule: messenger RNA, 771 nt
Organism: Pyricularia oryzae 70-15
Lineage: Eukaryota; Fungi; Ascomycota; Sordariomycetes; Magnaporthales; Pyriculariaceae
Exons: 3
Coding region: 1-771 (256 amino acids)
Source: RefSeq, a predicted model, not a curated record